Magnolia sinica is the source of this 589-nucleotide messenger RNA. RefSeq names its product pathogenesis-related protein PRB1-2-like. NCBI's taxonomy places the organism in Eukaryota, Viridiplantae, Streptophyta, Magnoliopsida, Magnoliales, Magnoliaceae. The transcript has a single exon. Bases 2 to 538 code for a protein of 178 amino acids. Gene Ontology annotation, cellular component: extracellular region. The record is from RefSeq and is a predicted model, not a curated record.
AAUGCUAAUUUCUGCCAAGCAAUCCAUCCCAACAAUAGCUAAAAAGAUGGCAUUCUCCAGCCUUGCACUCGCUUUGAUGUGUGUCAUGGGUCUAGCCCUGGCUCAUCUUACCCAAGCCCAAAACUCCCCCCAAGACUUCCUCGCCGCUCACAAUGCGGCACGCGCACAGGUCGGCGUGGGCCCCAUGACAUGGGACCCCUCUGUGGAGGCCUUCGCUAGGAACUACGCUAAUCAGCGGAUUAUUGCCAAUUGCCAGCUUGCCCACUCAGGUGGGCCCUACGGUGAGAACAUCUUCGGAGGUUCCGGGGCCGAGUUCACAGCCACUGAUGCUGUCAACUCGUGGGUCGGCGAGAAACAGGACUAUAACUAUGACACAAACACGUGUGCAAGCGGAAAGGAGUGCAGACACUACACUCAGGUAGUGUGGCGUAACUCUGUCCGACUCGGUUGUGCACGUGUGAAGUGCAACAGUGGUGCAAUUUUCAUCACUUGCAACUACGACCCUCGUGGCAAUAUCAAUGGGCAAAAGCCUUACUAGAGCUCUAUAAUCCAUAUUAUUAUAAUUCCAAUCUUCAUGUCACUCUAUUAA